Messenger RNA from Trypanosoma grayi, 1317 nucleotides. RefSeq lists its product as hypothetical. NCBI's taxonomy places the organism in Eukaryota, Euglenozoa, Kinetoplastea, Trypanosomatida, Trypanosomatidae. The transcript has a single exon. Gene Ontology annotation, molecular function: protein binding. The record is from RefSeq and is a predicted model, not a curated record. The coding region runs from base 1 to 1317 and encodes 438 amino acids.
AUGAGUGGAGGGUGGUGCGACACCCACACUUCGGACAAGCAUCACAUCAGUGAAAACACGGCGGCUCAAUCAGCACACCGUUUCUUCUUCGUUGAGGGUGACGGCGAGGAUGUGGAAAUUGGAGGCAAUCCGCUCGGUACGCCGGUUGUAACCCACGCAUCACGCACAUCAUCAGCAUUGCUGCUUUCCAUGAUACCGGAGGACGAGGGGACAGAGAGUGAAAGCAGUAGCAGCAGCAGUGGCGGCAGCAGCACUGGUAGUAGCAGUAGUGGGGAUGACCCGACUAAUCACAGUGGCGGCAACGGGAUGCAGUUGUACAGUAGAGGCGGGGAAUCUGCACUGACGUGGCUGAGGAGCGACGGUGCGUGGCGCCAGCAGGCGGAGGAAGAGAGCGACAUAAAAGAUGGAGAGUCAGUAGGCGCUCCACUAGAAACUGUAGUGUCCGCAGCAGGGGCAGCAUCCGAAGGAGGAGGAGGAGUUGACAAAACUUUAGAUAGAUAUGGCCCGAGUCUGGAUGGAGCAGACGUUCUACCAUCAAAUCAGGGCAAACCCACACUGUGGGACUUCGGACGACUGUUCUUCCGUGUCCUAUCGUUCUGCAAUUGUUUCGAUCUGUGUAACGUCAUGUUGGUAUGUAAGCGGUUCUACCAAAUCGCCACGCACGACGCAUUGUGGCGUGGCAUUCUCACCGGCAUGAAUCUUCAGCCGCUACUAUGCAUGCCUAGCACACCAGCGCAGGACUAUUAUAGGUACUUCAUUGAUCAGAUCAUCACCACCAAAGCCCUCCACGGGCACUACUUCUUUAUGGCAACUCCGUCGGAAGACACGUGGGAGACGUUCAAUACAACCCUCAGCAGCAACACCGCAAAGAGGACGGUGCUUCACAACUCGCCGACAAUCCUUGACGACUCCGUGUACCCCAUCGAAGCGGUGACGCUGCUGCUCUCCUCCGCCACAAUCGGGCAGAUGUACCACACCAUUGGUCGCGUGCAGCUGCUCAUCGACUACAAGGACACAGCGACCGAAGUCAUUCAAGGUGCCGCACGCUUCUCGUGGCGCCGCGGUUGUUUUAUGUUCUGCUGCAGCUCGUUUGGCUCGGAUGUGCGGGGACCGGUGUUUACGGUGGCCAUCAGCACCGUCGUCAAGCCGUGGCCGAAUCAGUCGGCGGAGCAGUUCGAGGCGCAUAGGGACGGACUGCGCCUCAUCAUGACGCCGGCGCUUCUGGAGGGACGGGACCCCGGCUCGCGCAUCACGGAGACGGACUUAGUCUGCGUUAGUCGCCCGCCAAUAUCAUCGAAGCCGGCAGCACAGACUUAG